Messenger RNA from Verticillium dahliae VdLs.17, 2025 nucleotides. RefSeq lists its product as uncharacterized. The transcript has 2 exons. The coding region runs from base 1 to 2025 and encodes 674 amino acids. Lineage: Eukaryota; Fungi; Ascomycota; Sordariomycetes; Glomerellales; Plectosphaerellaceae. Gene Ontology annotation, molecular function: 5'-3' DNA helicase activity. The record is from RefSeq and is a predicted model, not a curated record.
AUGGCCGAGUCUACGAACGCGGUCGUCUCUGGCAGCAAAGAGGAGACGGCGGACAAGAUGAGCCUGCACCGAGCAGUAAUGCGCGGCACUGGCUUCUGGGACUGGAUGAGAGGCAUUGAUCCCGCCAUCAACAUGACCUCAGGGCUGGUAGCCAUGUCCAUGACACGACAACCACUGCCAAAACUGCGCGAGCUUCCUGUCGUCAACUUUCUGGACAUCGAUGACGCCAAUUAUGUGAAUGCGUUGCUUCACGAGGCCCUUCCCAAAGACCAAGUUAGCUUAAAGGGCUACUUGAGCCAUCGCCCUCUCGGACUUGGUAUGAUAACUGCUGGACCUGGCUUUGGCAAGACCACAGCCAUCGCCACUGCAACACUGUGCAUGCAGGCCAAACUAGACCGCAUCUUCUGUUCUGCACCAACAAACGUGGCCGUCGACAAUUUCGCCGACCGCCUGGAUCAGACAACAAGCAGUGUUUGCAAGCGCUACAAUACCGGCAAACAACAAGAAGAUCCGACUCGUAUGCGACACAGGCUAGUAGUCCGCGCAUACAGGAUGCAAGACGAGUUUGCCGCCGUCAUGCACCUCCUCCGUUAUCCAAUCCCCGAAAGCGAUCGUCCGCGAAUACCCAUCGCAAAGACCUCAAAAUGGCGACUCCACCUCUCGAUCUCGUCUUGGUUGCUAGCCGUGCUCGGCUCGCGGGCGGUCGGUGUCAGGGAACUCACACCUGACGACAGCGAGGGAUUGUUCAGACUGCGAGCAAGCAUCGAAGAAAGGCCACAGUACUCUAACCUUCUCGCCGCUGCCAAGGAUCAAAUAGGCUGGGAUGACUAUGUCCUUUCGGGCGUUUUGCACAAGGACGCCGGGCAUACACUUCUCAAGGCCAUCAUUGAAGCGGCCGAUAUCAUUUGCACAACCCCUUCCAUGGCUACCGAUGACGUCUGUAGGGAAUGGAGGACAAGUGUGGCACGUGGAAUCGCCAUCGAUGAAGCGGCGAGCAUGACCCGCGCCGAUAUCGCCUGUGUCUGGGGCAACUCUCUACUUCCUUGCUUCCUCGCUGGCGACGAUAAACAGCUCCCUCCCGCCAUCAUGACGGGCGACGAACAUGACUCGGAGGGCAACAUUUUCCACAGAUUCGUUGCCGACGGCAAACUGUCAGCGCUCGAGUACCUCAUGGGAACCGACCUGCCCGUCUACCGUCUCAAGACCCAGCUGCGCAUGGGAUGCGGCUUAUUUGACGUGGUCGCGAAGGAGAUAUACCCCGAGGUUCCCUUUACCUACGAUACGUGCUGCAACGUCAAUCUCGACAAGUUUGCUGUUGGCCGGGACCUCGAGUCGUAUGCUCGAGAAAAGUAUCCCACCCUUGUUCCUGCUCCGUCUGGCACCCUUCAGCCUAUUUUUGUACACUGCGAAGGGUCCUCGGUCCUCGACAAGUUUACCGGGUCAAAGUAUAGCAGGGAUCAGAUCAAGAUCGCCCUCGACUUUGCCGUCGACCUCCUCAAGUUCCGACCCGGCAUCACGUCUUCCAAUCUCGUGCUCCUGACACCCUACCUCAGCAACGUCGCCCUCAUCGCCGCCAUGCGCAAGUCGCCAGAGUAUGCGGCAUCGCUGAUCAAUACGCGCCCAGCAUCAACCAUUGACGGAUUUCAGGGCCAGGAGGGAGAUAUUGUUCUUGUGGUCAUGAGCACGAAUCGGCAGUCGGGGCCCGGCUUUCUUUGCGAGGCGGCGCGUCUCAAUCUCGUCCUGACGCUUCAGAGGUCCGGCCUGGUCAUCUUUGGUGACCUGACAAUUGCCGUCCCGAUUGCCAUAGUGGCAGCAGAGCUAGGGGCCCCACCGAGUGAGGACAACAGUAUCGACAAGAAGGGCAAGCGCAAGCGCAAAGGCAAGGAUGAUCUCCCCAUACGGGUGUAUCACUCCGAUGGGAGUGUUGGCUUCAGCAAGGCGACUGUCUUGCGUAAUGUUUUCAGAACCCUGAGCACAGCAGGGCGUUUCGUCACUAUCAAGGCAAUGAAGCUGGAGAAGGCAUAG